AUGUCAGACGACGGAAAUUCUAACCCAGUGAAUAUUCCACCUCCAGUCGUUGUAUCUGAUAAUAGCGGUCCUACUCCUGUGCCAGCCAAUGUUCACCAUCAUGAUGAUAGGAGCGACCCAACACCAUUUUUUCCCACCUCAAAGGAGCGGGACUUUUUCGAAAGACCCUCACGACGACCGAGCUUCAUCGAGAAUGUGGCGGACUCGCGAGAGGCACAGUUUACUACGCAGGAUAUCAGUGAGCUCGAGCGAUACUUUCACGGGCCCCGAAACAUGAAUCGACAUUCGAAAUGGCCACUUGUCAUGCGAAUUCAAGGAAGCGUAUUACCUCAAAUGAUCAUACCUCUUUUCAUUGUUGGAGGUUGGGCCACUCUCAUCACCUGCAUGUCUCAAUAUUAUCAUAACCUUGGUAUUAAUAAUAUCCUGCUUACCGUGUUGGGGUUUGUGGUGGAUGGUCGCAAAUACUGGGCUGCGCUCGUCCAGACCUCUCGCAAUAUGGCUCGAAUUAUCUGGGUGCAUAUCGGUGAACGAGAAGGAGAGGACGGCAAAGUGGAUAUGCUUAGAAAGCUAUCCGCUAUGAAUCUUAUUCUCGCAUUUGCUGUCGCACUGAAACACAAGCUUCGCUUUGAGCCCGACGUUGCGUACAAUGACCUAGCGGGCCUCGUUGGUCAUCUCGACACAUUUGCCCUUUACGCCCAUGACAGCAACUCCAUGCAUCCUCCAUCAAAAACCCCAUGGAAGUCUACGGGAGAAUACUUACGCUUGCCGUUUGCUCGUUCAAAUCCGCGUAAGCUCAUUAAGCGAUCCAAGAAACCACUGGGCCAUCUUCCCGUCGAGAUUCUCAUGCAUAUAUCGGCGUAUAUCGAUUGUUGUGUGAGGAAUGGCACGCUAUCUUAUGCUCAAUAUCAGGGCCAAGCGAUGACGAUGGUCUCAUCGCUGAAUGAGAUCUUAACUGGGACGGAACGAGUACUUGAUACUCCUCUGCCUGCUGCAUACAGUAUUGCAAUUGCCCAAAUAUCUUGGAUCUAUGUCAUGCUACUUCCAUUUCAACUUUAUAAAUUUUUGGGUUGGACAACUAUUCCUGCAUCUAUCGUUGCCGCAUACAUUAUCAUCGGUCUAUUUACCAUCGGUAGCGAGAUCGAGAACCCCUUCGGUCAAGAUGUCAACGACCUUCCACUCACCUCAUAUUGUCGACAGAUUGCCAAGGAGCUUGACAUAAUCACAGCGAGCCCUCCUCCGAAUGUGGACCACUUCAUGACCCGCCCGGAGAACUUAGUCCUUUUCCCGCUCAGCCAGGAGGGCUACCCAGCUUGGGAGGAACGAAGCAAGGAGGAUAUUCGCGCCGCUCUUCGGGCCAAGAUCGUUGCAAACUCAGGCCACAACCCUGCUGUGGAUGAUUCGAAUACGUCUACUAUGGGCAUGAGUUUCUCUAUAAGAAGUACUACAGAGUCCGUUUGA
Messenger RNA from Penicillium macrosclerotiorum, 1458 nucleotides. RefSeq lists its product as uncharacterized. The coding region runs from base 1 to 1458 and encodes 485 amino acids. The record is from RefSeq and is a predicted model, not a curated record. NCBI's taxonomy places the organism in Eukaryota, Fungi, Ascomycota, Eurotiomycetes, Eurotiales, Aspergillaceae. The transcript has 7 exons. Gene Ontology annotation, molecular function: chloride channel activity.